This is a messenger RNA of Ruditapes philippinarum (Manila clam), 1248 nucleotides long. RefSeq lists its product as uncharacterized. The coding region runs from base 510 to 914 and encodes 134 amino acids. The transcript is spliced from 3 exons. The record is from RefSeq and is a predicted model, not a curated record. Lineage: Eukaryota; Metazoa; Mollusca; Bivalvia; Venerida; Veneridae.
UUAUACUUUAUAUAGUGGAACAGUAUAAAGUGAUUUAUGUUUGUACAGUUUCAUCUUAUUUUACAUCUUAGCACAUUUAAGGCAUUUCUGGUGUUUAAACACUUUUCGGUGUAAUUCUAUCUUUCGGAUCAUAGAAAAUUUUUCACCACUAGGUGUCGCACGCAAAAUUGUUAUCUGAAAAUUGUUUCACUCUAUUUUAUAUUUUAUUUAUUGCUCGUCAACAGUUAUUCUCAAUAAUUAUUUAUUUGGGGAAGCUUAUUUAAUCUACCACGUAGUCGCAAAUAGCUUCUGGUUAAAAAGCAGUUAGUUUUCUCGGCGACACUGUCACAGCAUCAACGACGAGCGUGAGUGACCUACUUAGGACAGCGUGGAUAGCGUGGAUUAUAUACACUCAAUUUGACAAAACAGUGAAUGAGUGAUAGUUGUGUGGGACAUUUAUUUCAUGCAAAGAUUUGAUUUGGUAUAACUAACAUUAAAAGAUUUGCCAUAGAUAAACAUUACAUUUCAGAAUGCCCAAAGUCGCACCAAACAAAGCCAAAUCUGGCAAGAAGCAGAAGAAAAAUGGUAGCAGCAAGUUGGCACAACUCAUCGCCACUGCCAUCAGCAAGGAUGAGGAAGUGCUCAAGGAAAUUGUGGAUUUACUGCCUACCACGGAUAAAGAUGACGGUACGGCCAAUUAUGAAAUUGAACCAGACCAGGAUGUCCAAUCCAUGUCCACUAACCAUGACCAAAUGGACACUAGUGAGGAUGGUGUUAGUUUAAGCACCAUAGAUUCUGGACCUGUUCCCCUCGAUUUAAGUAACAACUCGGUGGAUCUAGGAUCUUUUAGUCUAGUCCAUCCGCCUAUAGACUCAAAACUAAGGCAGCAGAUAUGGAAUCGGGAAUUUUGUAGAUCUGGGGGUUCUUUAUUUUAGAGAAAAAAAACAUAUCAAAAACCCACCACUAUCCAGGAAUCUGGAAAUAGAACGGUCACCUCUAUUCAGGAGGGGUCCAAGAAACAAAUAAGCACUAUACUAACUUGGUCUAGAGCCUUUCAACAAUACGCCGAUGUGUAUUGUUGCAAGUACCCUUUGGAGAGUAGCCAACUCUUCCAAUAUAUGUCUAUUAUUCAAAAAAUGGCCCAAUCUACUGAUUAACUGGUUGCUGUACGACACUAAGUUUAGGCAGCUAAGGGCAACCAACCCUCAACCAUGGGGGAUAAUCCAUACUGAAACAUUCCUUUUUUGCUCAAUUGACAAGCCAGCCAAU